Molecule: messenger RNA, 5162 nt
Organism: Thunnus maccoyii (southern bluefin tuna)
Lineage: Eukaryota; Metazoa; Chordata; Actinopteri; Scombriformes; Scombridae
Product: xin actin-binding repeat-containing protein 1
Exons: 1
Coding region: 1-4854 (1617 amino acids)
Biological process (GO): actin cytoskeleton organization; actin filament organization
Cellular component (GO): stress fiber; focal adhesion
Molecular function (GO): actin filament binding
Source: RefSeq, a predicted model, not a curated record
AUGGCCGAAGACUCUCUACAAAAAAAAGAUGACCACCUUCCACCAACUUCAGCCAGACAUCAGCCAGGACCAGAAGACAUCUUUGGGCCACAUUCCCAACAACUCAUGCCAUCCCAACCUUCCAAAGAAAUGUUGUACCAACAGCGGCAGAAAUGUGAGCUGCGAAGGCUCCUGAAGCACACUCACCCAGAACUGAAGAUGUUGGAUGAAGUUGUGGAUGAGGAGCUUGCUGAGGUUUUGAGCUCAGAGUCUGGGGUGGCAGCUGCUGAAACCGGAUAUGAGGGAGAGGUCCUUUCAAGACGCUUGAUAUUCGAGAACUGUGCCCUGAGUAAUAAAGUAUCUACUUACACCCCCAAGCUGCACAUGGCAGAGGAAACAGCGGAAAGAGGCAAUGUCAGUAAAACAUCAGCUGUGUUUGAGGUGUCAGAGGAGAGGCCUCAUGUUGCAAGUGUUAAAGCGAUUGUGGAGGCUGAUAAUGGUUCUAGUCCAGAUCCUAAUAGAGAGUGCGAGGAGGAGAUUGUAAGAAUAGAUGUUCAGGCUACCAGAAGGAUGUUUGAGAGUCAGUCUGUGAACACAUCUAAACCAAAUCCAGAAAAUAAGUUCCAGGGGAAAGUUUUUAUUUCUGGGGAUGAGACAGGGGCAGUACAAAAACGAAAACAGGGGUUUGACAUGUGUAGCAAACAGAAUCUACACAGCAAAAACAGAAGCAGUGACACUGAUUUGACAGAACAGAACCACGAUCAAGGGUCAUGUGUUCAUGUUGUUGGUCAGAGCACUGAUCUUGGGUUUUCUGGCAGGGAAGAGGUUUCCACUGGUGAAACACUCUUUGAGGAUGAGCCUACAUGUCUUCCAGAUCCAGAAGGAUUUGGUGAAACGAUCAAAACGAGAGCAGCUCUUUUCCAAAACAACCCAUUUAUCUCAACAAAUGUAGAAAGAGAGCAUUCCUGUUUGGAUACAGCAAAAUCCCAAAUCCCAGCAGUAGACAGCGAGGCAGCUGAGCACUAUCUGCAAGCUAAUGUCAAGAACAGAGCUCAUCUGUUUGAAUCAAUGCCAUUUGACAAAAUCAGACAUCAGAACAGGGAUGAAAUAGAAACAAUGGUCGAGAACAUCAAGGAGACAUUGGAUUCCCUUUAUCACGUUAGUACCAUACAUUCAGAUGGCUCAAUCAUUGAGGUGAAUGAGACAAUGAUAGCUAAAAAGGCUAAAUUCACACUAUCAGAGAGUGGGCCUAAGAUAAAAUACGAUGAGGUGGCUGAAGGUGGUGCACAAAACUUCAUAUUACAGUUGCUACCACGGGCAAACCUAAAGCCUCAGAUCACUUACCUAAAGGAAGAUUGCAAAGGAAAUAUGGAGGCCAUAACGGUGAAUGUACCUGUGCACCAGCAUCACUUCACUACCAGCCAGGACACAGAGGUUAAAACUGCCAAUGUGGUUCAACUUGUUGAGGAUAUUCUUAAUCAAGAUAACUCCCUGAGGAAAGGAGUUAUAAUCCAGGAGGGUGUCAACAGAUGUGCUGAAGUAAUCGUUUACUCCCUUUACAAUUAUGUAGAUGAGAAAGAUGUGAAAAGUUACUGUCCUCCACAAGUGUAUUGUGCAGAGUAUGAUGAACCAGAAACAGAAAGAAGUGAUGAGAGUAAGACAAAAAAUCAAGGAUUGAGAACUGGGGUUGUUGAAUCAACCAUAAGCUGCCUAAACCUCUCAAAUCAAACCUCUCAAGACCAAACCUGCUCAGGAUCAAUCAGGCCUGAAGUCACAGUAAAGGGGAAUGUGAAACUGUUCAAGAGUUGUAUUGAAAAGGGUGAUCUGGAGUAUUUGAAAACUCUUCAGGCUGAGCCAACAGUUCAAGAAGAGGAACUUCCUCCCAACCAAAAUGUGGGCGGACAAGGCACGGAGCUUCAUCCCGAACAGCGAGGUGAUCAGGCAGAGGAGAGUGCAUCAGAGUGGGUACCAGUGGAUGUAAAGAGACUGAAAAGUAUGUUCUCUGGAGAUCAAAGACAACCCAACCAACCCCAAACCCAACCAAAACAAUUUACUGCCAUCCCUCCUGCAUUCAUAGGCCAAAAUGUGCCACUUGGAAAUAGGCACUCCGCUACAGAGAGGAAUGUUGGCGUCGUCUCCCAUGUGCAAGAAAAGAAUAAAAUCAAGGAGUGUGGCAUCCAAGCACAAGAAAAAGCAUGUAACUCUGAAGUCGUAUUGCAUUUUGAGACACAAGACAAUGACAGGGUCCACCAGGCUGAAUUAGUCAAGGUGGUAGAUGACAAUGACGAAAUCUCAAACCUCAAAACUGCAAUCCAUAGCCUCCAACAGGCCACAAUGGAAGCGAAAUCUUUUCAUCAGUCAUCACAAGAAAAACAGAAAUUCUUUGUUCAAGAAUCUUCUAAGGAACCCGUUGCCUCAGUUACAAUAUCUGAUGUCAACUCAGUGAAAACCCAGAGAAAAGAAGCAGAAUUACUUCAAGAAAAUCCACAAAAAGCAGAGACAGCUUCCAGCAUCACUUCAGAACAUAAACCAGUAAAUCAACAUGAGAGUACAUGCCUUAAAGAUAUUAAUUCUGCAGAAAUUCAUACUACUGAGACAUGCAGCAAAAAGGGUCAAAAAAGCACAGAGGUCGUCCAGAAGCAACACUUUGAAGCUGCUACAGAGUCUUCAAAUAUUUCAGAAACAGCUGCACAGCAAGAGGAGGAGGAAAUAGUUUUUGAGGGUAAACUUCAAGCAGCCUUAGAUUCCCUGGAGAAGUCCAACAUUAAUGUCACCAGAGGAGAUUUCAGAGCAGCAAUGAUAUACAAAAAAUCUUCUAAAGAAAGAUCAAAAAAUGUUGAUGCAGCGUCCUUUCAAAAGACAUCUGACAAUGAGAUUUGCGCUGUGACUGAACCUAAAUCAAUUCAAGCACCACUGAGACAAGACCUGGCCACAGAGCCCCCAAGACAAAGUGAAACCCUAAAUAAACCAGCUACAAAUGCUGCCUCAGAGAAAACCAAAAGGCCUGUUUGUCCAAAACCAGCUAUCCCGCCUAAACCUGAACAUUUGAAGAUGAAACAAAGAGAUAAUCAAUCGGCCAACAAAGAGAAUCAUCAAACUAAUGCUAUGAGAUCUGAUAUGAAAGAUAAAACUCCGCAAACACUGACAACAUCUCUGUCACAUCAGGUUGAACAUAAGCAAGAAGACCAGUCCAAAAUACACUCUGGUGCAGACUCAGGACCAGAUUUAGAGGAUCAUGAAAAACCUACAAGAAAUCAAUUUUUUGGUGAAGCGUUACAGAUGUCCCAGGAAAUCCAAGUAAGCCAUCAAGUCCAAGGUUCAGUCGUCACCUUGGACAGUGACAACACAAAUAAAAAUAUCAUCAAUCAACAAGAGAAGAUAAAUAACACUGCAGAGGAGAAAAGCCCCCAGAACAUCCCAGUCAAUGAUAAUAUGAAUGAAACAGAUGAAAGCCCUGUAGAUUUCAACAAAGCAUGCCAAAAAUUUGGAGGUAAAAAGGUACUUUCCGCAAAAAAGGCCCCUGUAAAGCCAAAAAGAGUAAAAAUUGCUGACAAUAAAACUCCAAAGCACUCCUCUGGAGACAAUAAUUCAAAAAUUCUUGCAAACGUAGAGGCAAAACCACAACAAACUGCAACUGAUCCAUCAUGCAGUGACCCAAACACCUGUGGACAAACUGCUGACAGCAAAGACAAACACGAGAGAGAAAUUAAACAAGAAGGAAAAGUCGAGAUGAGGGAAAAGAAAGGAAGAACCGAGACAGAGGACGAACGCCGGCAGCGGCUGUCAGUUCACAUGGAUGAGAUCAUGAGAGGGAACAUAACGGCGGCCAUGGAAAUUUUUGACAACUUGCGAAAACAGGAGGAACUGCAGAGUAUUCUCAGUCGAGUUGAAGAAAUCGAAGAGGACACGAGCGAGGUUGACGUAACAUCACUGAGGAGAGUGUUUGAGAACGUCCCUGACUGGGUUGUCAACUCCAACAAAAGGAAACAAAAAAAGAUAAAAGUAGAACAAAAAGAGGAGAGGUUGCCGGUAUCAAGGGACAACACUGAAAGCAAAUCUUCAAUGGCGCAUGUUUUUGGAGAUCUUGAGAGAGCCAGUGAGGAAAUUAUGAAUCUAAAAGAGCAGACUUUAGCCAGGCUUGUGGACAUAGAGGAAGCAAUAAAAAAGGCUCUUUAUUCUGUCUCUACUUUGAAAUCAGACUCAGAUAUUGCUGGUUUAUCAUGCUUGUUCAAAGAGUCCUUAGGGACAGUACAGGGAUCACCAUCCUCUGGUAACAUUAGCAAAAUAAGCAUCGGGUCAAGCAGAAAAAAAACAGUGCUGACACAGGAAGGCCCUUCAACACAGGGAAGCGCAGCUAUGCCAGCUGGCCAGGGUGCAGGCCUGGAAAUAGCCUCUGCAAAACAACGAGCGAGUCCUCCAUCUUCACCGGCCUUCAUUUCCAUCCAGUCAGCCGCUCGAAAGACGGAUAAAACAGAGCUGCUGCCACCAGAGACCACAACCUGCCCUACAUGUCAGCAAAGCCCGAAGAUGGAAGAGAAAUUCCGGACAACAAAAACCCUUCAAUGCAACAGCCCAGCUCAAAACAGAAAAAAUGACCCAAGAAAAGGAGGUCAAAAACAAUCCACUUACAGCCCACUUAAACCUAAACGAGAGCUCAGCAUGCUUGAGGUGCAGGCUGACCGCGGGGGGAACAGUAUUUCAGGCAACACGACAGUCACAGAGAACUAUGAGAGGACUGAUAACUUUGGUAACCGGUUUUACUCUUCUAAAACCUCCACUGUUGUCAAUAGUCAGCCAGAAACAAUUACAUCAUCCACAGGUCAGGCUGUCACUAAGUACCCAGAGGUUCGGCUGCCGAUCAAUCAGAAACCUUAAUUUAAUCACAGACAGGCUGCAGUUUCUCACCAAAAAAAAUAAAUGCUGGCAGUGUUUUUUUUAUGUACUGUAUGACAAAGCUGUCAUGUGCAGAAUUUGAUUUGCGAAGAAAUUAAUAUGAUAUUUGUUAUUGCUUGUUUGUUUAUUUAUGACUGGUUUUAGAUUUUCUUAUUAAUUGCUGGGAUCUUUUUUGUUGUUGUAUUCUUUAUCACACUUUUUGCAUUUUAAAUUAAAUACAGACUAUUGGUUUCCAAAUGCCUUCGUGUUUUGUUUAUCAAACUAAGCCUUGUCUCACUUUUCUCAUCAGU